Messenger RNA from Entamoeba nuttalli P19, 1410 nucleotides. RefSeq lists its product as hypothetical. The coding region runs from base 1 to 1410 and encodes 469 amino acids. Lineage: Eukaryota; Evosea; Mastigamoebida; Endamoebidae. The transcript has a single exon. The record is from RefSeq and is a predicted model, not a curated record.
AUGGCAAAUGUUCUUCUUUAUUUUACUAAAUUCAGUGAUGUAAAGUCAUUUCUUUUUGUUUCUAAAAAGUGUCAGAAUUCAUGUAAAGUACUUAAAACAAACCCACUCAUUGAGUAUGGUAUAGGUGAAAAGAUAAAAAAUUGGGCAUACAAAAUUAUUUUAUUUUUUCCAAAUAUUCAAACAUUUAGAAUUAAAGACUUGAAUGUUUUUCUUCCACAAAAUAUAAUAAACAAUGUCAGUCUUAUAGAAACAGUUUGUAAUUUUGAUCUUUAUAAAAUGGAAAAUGAUGACGAACAAGAUUCAUCUUUAUCUUCUUUGACAUUUCCUCUUUUUAUAAAUAGUCACGGAGAGUAUUAUUUUUAUGAUUCAUUGAGAAAUUAUUUACCAGGUUAUCCAGAAGGAUGGUUACCAAAAGGUAUUCAUUCAAUUGGUACUGAAAUUCAUGAACACCAGAAUUGUGCUAUAGAAAAAUUAGUUGAUUAUUCGAUUGUAUCUAAUUACAGUGCAUGGUGGUUUCUUAUUCAUAUGACUUCUUUUAAAAAUUUAAGAUACUUAACUAUUAUUUUGGAAGAAGAAAUUGGUUGGAAUUCUUCAAAAUUUAAUAAAGGGGAGUCAAUCUCUAUUUAUUUAGAGAAGGUUAUGAAUUUUCUCUCUCUAAAAACUAUGUUGCAAAAAGUUAAACUAAUUACUAUAACAAAUACUAUUAAAGACUCUAUUUAUCAUCAAAUUAAAAAAUAUCCAAAAAUUAAAUUUAUUAUUAUCGCAUAUGAUUGUCUUAAAAGUGAAGUCCAAAGAUGGAAAAAAGUAGCAUCACUACCAAAUGUUUAUGUUUUAUUUAAAUGUGUGAUUCCAGAGAUUUUAAUGGAAACAAAAUUUGUAAUUUCUGAGCAUUUUAGUAUGAAAUUUAAAUAUGGAUGGUAUUCUUCUCAUAUUAAAAAUUUAUGUAAAGAAAUAGAAGUGCUCAAUUAUUUGAUUGAAAAAUUAGUAUUAAGCAUUUCUGUUCAUUGUAAGAUAGAAAACCUUCCAGUAUCUUUUUUAACUCCUCUGUAUAAUCUUUCACAGUUAAAGAUAAUUGAGAUGCAUUUAGUUAUUAACACAGAGGCUAAAUACAAAUAUAUUCUUCCAAUAUCAUUAAAGUCAUUAGUCUUAUCUUCUGAUAUUACUUUUGGGAUGUCCACAAUUAGAAUGUCUUCAAUAAAUUUUAGUCUUCAAACUCCAACAUUAGAAUAUUUACAACUCAAACAACUCAAACUUCGUUCUGAAAUAGAAAUAAUUCUUCCAAGCUCAUUGUCUAUUCUAAACGUAUUAAGUUGUGAAAACAUCACAAUCAAAGUUUUUCCAUUGUUUAAUCUAGUCUCCACUGUAUUUAAUAAUUGUAUAAGAUGCAAGUUAAUAAAAGACUUUAAAUAA